Calypte anna (Anna's hummingbird) is the source of this 942-nucleotide messenger RNA. Its product is annotated as olfactory receptor 4S2. Gene Ontology annotation, biological process: G protein-coupled receptor signaling pathway. The record is from RefSeq and is a predicted model, not a curated record. Bases 13 to 942 code for a protein of 309 amino acids. Gene Ontology annotation, molecular function: G protein-coupled receptor activity; olfactory receptor activity. Lineage: Eukaryota; Metazoa; Chordata; Aves; Apodiformes; Trochilidae. Gene Ontology annotation, cellular component: membrane. The transcript has a single exon.
UUCAUAGUGUCUAUGGAGAACAACAACAACGUGACAGAGUUCAUCCUCCAUGGACUGACACAAGAUAAGGCAGUAGCCAAAGUGUUCUUCUUCUUAUUUUUAGUCUUGUAUGGCACUAUCAUUCUUGGAAACCUGGUUAUCAUCAUGACUAUAAAGACAAGUGAACAGCUGAACUCUCCCAUGUACUUCUUCCUGAGCUACUUGUCUUUUGUGGAUAUUGCUUACUCUACUGUCACAGCUCCCAACCUCAUUUAUCACCUCCUUGUUGAGAAGAAGACCAUCUCAUUUUGGGGCUGCAUAGCUCAGGUGUUUGUGGGCCACUUCUUUGGGUGCACUGAGAUUUUCCUUCUGACAGUGAUGGCCUACGAUCGUUGCAUUGCUAUCUGCAAGCCUCUCCAUUACACAACUAUUGUGAACAAGCCUGUCUGUGGCUGGCUGGUGGCAGCUUCUUGGCUGGGAGGGUUGGUGCACUCAGUGGUGCAAACCCUGCUGAUCAUUCAGCUCCCUUUUUGUGGGCCCAAUGAGAUUGACCACUUCUUCUGUGAUGUUCACCCUUUGCUGCAGCUGGCUUGCACUGACACCUACACCAUUGGGGUCACCGUGGCUGCCAACAGUGGUGUGAUUUCCCUCAGCUCUUUUGUUGUCCUUGUUGUGUCCUAUGCUGUCAUCUUGGUUUCUUUGAGGACUCACACUUCUGAAGGGUGUCUCAAAGCACUCUACACGUGUUCCUCCCACAUCACUGUUGUAGUUCUGUUCUUUGGGCCCUGCAUUUUCAUCUAUCUGCGCCCUUCUGCCACCUUCUCAGCAGACAAGGUGGUGUCUGUCUUCUACACCAUCAUCACACCCAUGCUCAAUCCCUUGAUCUACACCCUCCGAAAUAAAGAGAUGAAAAAUGCCAUGAAAACUUUGUGGAGCAGAGAAGUGGAGGGGAGAGGGGAAUGA